Molecule: messenger RNA, 3718 nt
Organism: Syngnathus acus (greater pipefish)
Lineage: Eukaryota; Metazoa; Chordata; Actinopteri; Syngnathiformes; Syngnathidae
Gene: exoc3l2b
Product: exocyst complex component 3-like 2b
Exons: 15
Coding region: 232-2856 (874 amino acids)
Biological process (GO): exocyst localization; exocytosis
Cellular component (GO): exocyst
Molecular function (GO): SNARE binding
Source: RefSeq, a predicted model, not a curated record
GCGUCACCCAACUUUAAUUUGGACAUUUCCGAGUAGCUGUGAACGCAGCACGGCGCAGAGUUUUGUGCCACUCUAUUUUACUUCUUCUUCCACGAGGGAACCAUACCGAGCCACCUUCUCCACAAGAAACGUAUUGAGGUUCUCUACCUCCUCCUUCUUCUCGUGAGCCUUUUUGAACCACUGAGCUGCCAACAUGGCUCGCAGCGGUUCCUCCCCGCCCCGAGCUCCACCAUGCCCAUCUUCAAGAACCUCCCGGUGCGCCUGAAAGGUGGCCCCACUUUGGACAACGCCUUGUUCAUUCGCAGAAUGAGCCUGAACAUCAACCCCCGCCACCACAACCCCUUUGACAAUGACGACGACGAUAGCCGCGGCGACCAAUCCUGGUCGGCGGGUGGAUCUUUCCUGGACGGCAGCGUUCCCGGGGACCGCAAUCCCUUCGAGGACGAGGAGGAUGAGAACGAGGCCAACGAGGGCAAGAAAGCCAAACGGGGCUCGGGGAAGGGAUCCUUCAUCAAGUCCCCCCUGAAGAGUUUGGGGAAGCUGGGGAAGAAUUUGAGGUUGUCGGGGCGAGGGAAGGACGGCACGCCGUCGCCGCAGGGGACGCCGUCACCGGCGGACAAGAAGAAGAGAGGUCGCAGGAGCUCCGAAGGAAGUCUACUGAAGUUUGCAGGCAAAUAUCGUGACACCCUCAGCUUCCGUAAAGAGACUCUGGCCAACGGUGACGUCAAUUGCUCCGAGAGCGAGUGCGACUCAUCCAGCCGCCGCCUGUCCUUCAUGAAGAUGGUCGGCCUCGGCAAGACCAAGCGAGAGCUUGGGGCCGAUCCCUCCUUGCAGGGUCCCGAGGACCAGCUGGUGCGCAAGGAGCCCCAAGUGGAAGUCAAGCCCAGGGAGCCGCUGUCAGUGCUGGAGAUCCUUCAGCUGGUGAAGAAACGGGAUCUCCUCCUGGCCGACAGUCACAUCCUGGAGCUGGAGCAGGAGUGUAACGGGCCGGAGGGUGGCCCGUCUCCGGAGGAGUCGGGCAGCCCGACCGGCGGCGUGAAGGACGGCGGGCGGCGGAAGGCCAAAGAUGUGGAGCUGCUGUACGAAGAGCUGCAGAAGGAGUUGUGGGCGGUGGUCCGGGAGUCUCUACGCUCGCCCACCGCCGGGCCUAACCUCGGCCUGGUGGUUCAGGUCCUGCAGCAGGAGGAGCUGGUAGAUGUGGACUGGUCCUCAACGGGCGGACCGAGACCGCGGCAACUGAAGCGGCGAUGGAGGGAGGCAGUGGAGGAUGCGGCCGAUGGAUCGCUUCCUCAAAAAGCCGAGUUCACAGUUGGGGAUCUGGCCAAGUACCUGGACCGCAUCCGGGCUCGCGUGGUGGACGACUUAGAUGCCGCUAAGAGGAACGUGGUCAACAUCUACCCCGAGGAGUAUCAGGCGAUGCAGGUGUACUUACAAAGCUACCACCAGGCGGUUGCCAGGCGUCUGCAGGCCAUCACCAAGCAGCAGCUGCAGAUCACCGACAUUUACUCACUCCUGGACUGGCUACACAACAUAUAUAACAGGGAUGUUUUGGCAAAAGUGUGUGUGUCGGAUCCUUUGAGAGGCUCCCAGCUGGGACCUCUGCUUGCUUCGGAUGUCGUGGACAGGCUGGAACAAGACUGCCUCAACUCAGUCAGGGCUAAAGUGACCACCGAGUUGAGUCAAGUCCUGGACGAAGAGGAGAAGAGGUGGUUGGAGACACUGCACACGGAGGAGUACCACAUCCCUCUGGCAAAAACCAUCAUACAGAGGAUGCAAGUUGAUCUGGAACGUUCCGCCACCAUCAACAGAAGUUUGGGCUCCCGAGUAGCUCAGUGCAGCCUCAACGGCCUGGCGGACUUCCUCUACAGUUUCCAGCGUAAAGUGGAUCUUUUUCACGAGGGGAUGCAGAACGGAAUGUUUGGAGAGCAUGAGGACGGCUACGUAUCCAAAACCGUGGCACUUGUCAACUGCUGCCCGCCUUUCAGAGGUUUCGUUCAGCGAUGCGUUCCUCGCGAGACAUUGACGACAGCCAGCGAUGAGUCCCUGCGGCGCGCCAACAAAGCGCUCAACCACAUCGUCCAGCAGGGGGUGCGAGUGCUCUCGGAACGCCUCUUCCUCCACAUCAGGCCCUUCUUUGAGCGCUUGGUGAAGAGAAAGUGGCUAAGCAACACGGAGGCGUACGAACAAAUCGAAGCGGUGAUCAAGGAACACUUUAAAAAAUAUCACAGGAUGGAUGAACCUCCUUACCAGCUCCUUGUGGCGGAAGUUCACCGGCGUGUCCUGAUGGAGUACCUUCGCUCGGUAAUGCGAGGGCGGAUCAUCUGCACGUCGCUGAAGAAGAGGAAGAGGAUGGCCGGACGGCUCCGGGAUGAAGGACGGCAGAUUAAAGUGCUCUUCAAGGAUCUGGAGUCUCCGUCAAGCUGGUUAGAUGGAGCUCUGUCUCACAUCUCGGAGAUCAUCCAACUCGAGGAUAUUCCCUCUAUUCAGAUGGAGGUCGGAGUUCUUGCCCGAGAGUUUCCAGAUAUCAGGAAGAAGCACGUGUCGGCCAUUUUGAACAUCCGCGGCAUGACGCGACAACGCGAGCGCCAGGAAAUCCUCAACAUCGUCAAGGACAUCGAGAGCGGCGCGGGGGCGAGCGACGGCGGCACGGGCACAGAGGGCGGUGCCGCGGGUCCUGCCCGUAUUACCCGGGACCGCGCCCUCUUCUCCGAGGUGCCUGUGACUUCCGAGGUUCACUGCCUGAACGUGGGCCUGAGCCGCGUGGCCCUCGCCGCCUCCUCCUGCUACACUACACUGCGACCCCGUGGACGAAAGGCUCGGACGCCGACGCAUGACAACGCGGAUGACAUCCUCUGAAGUGGAGGCGAGAUCGCAAAGACUUUUGGAAAGCUUUCUUUUGGAUGAGAUGCCUCCACAUUUUCUUUUUCUCCUCAAGCCACCUUGAUGGUAAACUAAGCAAAGCUAAACUUUUCUGAAAGGUUUUAAGAAUGAACCACAUUAAAGAAAGAAAGCUAGCUAAUGCUUUUUGAAUGGAUGCAAUAAUAAGGAGCUUUUGUGGCAAACUACACUUCUUGACGCUUCCCAAUGUCUUAGAGGAUUUUUUUAAUGUGACUGAUAUUUUGAGAAUUUUUCUUUUUAUCAUCAUUCUUAACUUUCUUGGGAGCACUUUAGCCAGCAGGAUCUCUGUCUUUCUUUUUCUUCUCAUUUAUAUUGUUGCACAUGAAAAAGAGAAUGCUUAGAAAUAUGAAUCAUGGUACUAGAUGACGUCAUAUUGAUUGUAUUUAAAACUGAGAUGGAAGGGAAUGUGUAACCCACAUAUAAAUGAUGUUUGGGUGGUUAAUUAUGAUCAGUGAUUGAGAUGUAGUGCAAAAAGAAACACAGAAAAAACAAAUUAACUGACAUUCUAAUGAUUACCUUUUAUUGUACACGCAGAUUUGUAGUUAGAAUUUCAGAGAUCAAAAGUGGAAAAUACGAUUUUAACUCACAUAAUUUAUUAGUAGUGAACGACAUUGAUUCUUGUCAAUGGAAAUAUUUGCUGUUGAUGAACAUUCCGCUGAAAAUUAAGAGUGAGUUACUCAGUAGCUAUCUGCCCACCAUUAGGCACUUUUUCCAAGAUAAAACAUAAAUGAAAGUUUACUGACUCCUCUUCUGUUGACUUUGUAUAUGUGAAUUUAUGUAAAUUGAUUAACGGCAAUAAAAACAGAUUCUGUCUAUCAAA